GGACCCUCACACUUGGUUACAACCAGAGGAGUUCUAUCCUGAGAGGUUCUUAACUAGCCAUAGUGAGGUCGAUGUUCAUGGCCAGCAUUUCGAGCUGCUGCCAUUUGGUUCAGGGAGAAGGUCGUGUCCUGGAAGCUUGUUUGCUCUUCAACUCAUGCAUCUUACGCUCGCGACCUUGUUGCAUAGCUUUGAUUGGGCCACUCCUUCGGGUAAGGCUGUGGACAUGGCUGAGGGCUUGGGGAUUACACUCCCUAGAGCCAUUCCUUUAGAACUCAUAGCAAAUCCUCGUCUACCUUUCGUGUUGUACGAAUGA
This is a messenger RNA of Amborella trichopoda, 313 nucleotides long. The record is from RefSeq and is a predicted model, not a curated record. Lineage: Eukaryota; Viridiplantae; Streptophyta; Magnoliopsida; Amborellales; Amborellaceae.